Molecule: messenger RNA, 1351 nt
Organism: Coregonus clupeaformis (lake whitefish)
Lineage: Eukaryota; Metazoa; Chordata; Actinopteri; Salmoniformes; Salmonidae
Product: permeability factor 2-like
Exons: 4
Coding region: 508-798 (96 amino acids)
Biological process (GO): chemokine-mediated signaling pathway; inflammatory response; antimicrobial humoral immune response mediated by antimicrobial peptide
Cellular component (GO): extracellular region
Molecular function (GO): chemokine activity; CXCR chemokine receptor binding
Source: RefSeq, a predicted model, not a curated record
AUACAGUUAUCAAUAAGUUCUAGUAUGGUAACAUUAAUAAGUAUGUUUCAAGAAAGAAUCCAACAGUGGUUUUCAAACCUCUCCUCUUGGACCCAUAGAUGUUUCACAAUUUUAUUUUAGCCCCAGGGCUUGAUAAGUUGAAUCAAGUGCUAGCUCUGGAAUAGUUCCCUGUGGGGAGGUUUGAAAACUCCUGCUCUAUGUAGCCAUGUUUUACAGCAUUGGGUUGAACAUGUUUAGAUUUGUUGUUGGCAUAAACUGCUUUAUCCCCUCUUUCUGACUGCCUCAAUCAAUGGAAAUGAACUGGACAGCCACAGAGCUGACAUUAGUUUUGAAAGGGAAAUGUUGCUAUGCUGGGGAUUUCCCUGCAGGAUUUGGAAGAAAGGGGAUUGCGGUACUAUCCCAUCAUUGUAGAGGUCAUUAGUUGAGCUUGAAAUGGAAAGGGAAACCAUGAGCCACUAAUAUAAAGGCAACUGACCUGCUCUCAGCAGUAGCACACUUCAAACAAAUAUGAGGACCGCAACUUUGAUCCUGCUUUGUGUCACAGUCUUCGGAGCUGGACUUGCUCAUUUCCCUGGUGGAAGAUCUGAGAAAUGUCUAUGCAGGGGAAAACUAAUGCAGUCUGUGAGGAUAAAACGCAUCCAGAAGUUAGAGGUGUACCCAAACACUGUAUUCUGUGCAAAGACAGAAAUUAUUGCCACAAUGAAGAAUGGUAAGAAAAAAUGUCUGAACCCAGAGGGCAAGCUAGGAAAAAGGUUCCUGAUGAGAAAAAGACUGGAGGAGCAACAGAAGCCAAAAUGAGGACUAGGAAGGAGAAACAAAAAUUAUUCUAAUCCCUGAGUUGGUACAGAAUUAGAAAAUAGAUUAAAGUCUCACACCUACAAGUGUGUGUUGGUCGAGCUGGAGACGGUCACAGCAGCCUGUCUGGGAGUGGAGGGGGUUCCUUCCCGGAAUACGUUCUGGACAUUGCAUAGUACACAAUGUAUCCAUGCAUUCCAUUCCCAUGUAAACAGGAAAAAGGCCAAGAUGUUGUCAUAGAGACUUACCUCAAUGGUUCUCAUGGACAUUUGUUUUAAAUGUGUUCAUGGCAGUGAAUGUUUGUGUGGGUUAUAUCACUAUAUUUACACGUCUAUGUUUAGCCUCACUUCAGAAAGUAAUGUAGCACACUUGCUCUGAGAUUUGUUACAAAUUAAUCACUUUUGUGAAUGAAAGCCAACUGCUUUUAUAAAUGUUCACCCAUAUCACAACAGCUGUUGUGUACUUGCAUUAAGUUUUGUCACAUCUAUACUGAACAAAAAUAUGAAUGCAAAACAUGUAAAGUGUUGGUCCGAUGUUUCAUGAGCUGAAUUAAAAG